UCAGAAACCCCCCUUGUCUACGUCUUAGGAAAGCGCCUCCCCUUUCCCUAUCGGAGUAAUUCACUAACUUUUCUUUUCUCCCAAGGCUUCGGUGCAAUUUCCCAUUCAGGGGGAACGUAUCCCGUUACAAAAACCGGACUCCCGGCUGGACAGUCACAAGGAGCUGCAGCAGUUCUAAAGCCCAGUACUCACCCUGGAGUGUAGCUGGACUGGAACUCGGGGCCAUCCAGGCGAUCAGCGAGAGCGAGCUUUAGCACGAGGACGAGUGGAGCGGCGCAGCACGGGCCAAUGGGGGCUUGGACGCUGGUCAGGGUGGUGCUGGGAUUGGCUGCCGUGUGCGGGGCAGCGUUCCGGGCGGUGCAGGGUCAGGCGGACGGAGGCCUGCAGGCUAGCCGCUUCAGCUCCCAGCCGGAGGGGGAGGUGCAGCAGAGGGUGCGCCGGAGAGGACAAGAUUCCUUGAGGGGGCCCAACGUGUGCGGUUCCCGGUUUCACUCUUACUGCUGUCCAGGAUGGAAAACUCUGCCCGCGGGGAACCAGUGCAUCGUCCCCAUCUGCAGGAACUCGUGCGGCGACGGGUUCUGUUCCAGGCCCAACAUGUGUACCUGUUCCAGCGGACACCUCGCUCCCAGCUGUGGAGCCGCAGCCUCGGCAGUCCAGUCCUGCAGCAUCCGCUGUAUGAAUGGAGGCAUCUGUAAUGAGGAUUCCUGUACAUGUCAGAAGGGAUACACAGGUGGUCACUGUGGACAGCCUGUGUGUGAGAGUGGCUGUCAGAACGGUGGUCGCUGCAUCGGGCCCAACAGAUGUGCGUGCGUGUACGGAUUCACCGGCCCCCAGUGUGAGCGAGACUACCGGACUGGGCCUUGCUUUACUCAAGUCAGCAACCAGAUGUGCCAGGGCCAGCUAAGUGGCAUCGUGUGCACCAAGACGCUGUGCUGUGCCACUAUUGGCCGCGCCUGGGGCCACCCGUGCGAGAUGUGCCCCGCCCAGCCCCACCCCUGUCGCCGCGGCUUCAUCCCCAACAUCCGCAGCGGCGCCUGCCAAGAUGUGGAUGAGUGCCAGGCCAUUCCAGGGCUCUGUGCAGGGGGGAACUGCAUCAACACUGUGGGUUCGUACGAGUGCAAGUGUCCCGCCGGCCAUCGGCAGAGCGAGACCAACCAGAAGUGUGAAGACAUCGACGAGUGCGCCACCAUCUCUGGAGUGUGUGAUGGGGGAGAAUGCACCAACACGGCAGGCAGCUACGUCUGCACAUGCCCCCGGGGCUAUGUGACCAGCGCGGAUGGCUCCAGAUGUGUAGAUCAGCGGCUGGGCGCGUGCUUCUCCUCUCUGGCUAAUGGCCACUGUGCGUCGGAGCUGACGGGGCGGUACACCAAGGUGCAGUGCUGCUGUGACACGGGUCGCUGCUGGGCACUGGGCCACAUCCCAGAGAUGUGUCCUGUACGGGGAUCCGAUGCUUAUCGGAGGCUGUGCAUCGAGGGCCUCCCCUUUGGAACCGGCAACGGAGGUGGAGGUUUCAACGGCGGCGGGCACGGAGGCGUCAGGUUUCCCGGGCAGAACGGCAACGGCAACAACAUCUACAUCAACGGCAUCGGCGGGGGUACGAUCACCGGCGGCAAUGGCGGCUCGGGACCAGGGAUCGGUCAGCUGUCGCUGAAUGAAAGCUCCACCAUCGACGUGUGUAAGCACUUCACCAACCUGUGCCUGAACGGUCGCUGCAUCCCCACCCCCACCAGCUACCGCUGCGAGUGCAAUAUGGGAUACCGGCAGGACGUCCGUGGCGAGUGCAUCGAUGUGGACGAGUGCAUUAGUAACCCCUGCGUGAACGGAGACUGCGUCAACACGCAGGGCUCGUACCACUGCAAGUGCCAUGAGGGGUACCAGGGCACUCCCACCAAGCAGGCCUGCAUUGAUAUCGACGAGUGCAUCGUGAACGGGGUCAUGUGUCGGAAUGGCCGCUGCGUGAACACGGAUGGGAGCUUCCAGUGCAUCUGCAACGCGGGCUUCGAGAUCAGCCCCGACGGGAAGAACUGCAUAGAUCACGACGAGUGCGCGACCACCAACGUGUGCCUGAACGGCAUGUGCAUCAAUGAAGACGGCAGCUUCAAGUGCAUCUGCAAGCACGGCUUUGCACUGGCCCCCAACGGCCGCUACUGCACCGACAUCGACGAGUGCCAGACGCCGGGAAUCUGCAUGAACGGCCGGUGCCUGAACUCGGAGGGCUCCUUCCGCUGCGAGUGCCCGCCCGGCCUGGCCAUCGACGUGGACGGCCGUGUCUGCGUGGACACGCACAUGCGGGCUACCUGCUAUGGCGCCAUCAAGAUGGGCACCUGCUCGCGCCCCUUCCCCGGGGCCGUGACCAAGUCCGAGUGCUGCUGUGCCAACCCUGAGCACGGGUUCGGGCAGCCAUGCCAACCAUGUCCUGCCCGCAACUCGGCGGAGUUCCAGGCUCUCUGUAGUAGUGGGCUUGGCAUCACAGCUGAUGGAAGGGACAUUAACGAGUGCGCUCUGGACCCGGACAUCUGCCAGAACGGCAUCUGUGAGAACCUCCGCGGCAGCUACCGCUGCAUCUGUAACAUUGGCUACGAGUCCGACUCCAGCGGCAAGAACUGCGUGGACAUCAACGAGUGUAUGGUGAACCGUCUGCUGUGUGACAACGGCCUGUGCAGGAAUACACCCGGCAGCUACACCUGCUCCUGCCCCAAAGGCUUCGUGUUCAAGCCUGACUCUGAGACAUGCGAAGACAUUAACGAGUGCGAGUCCAGCCCCUGCGUGAACGGCAUAUGCCGUAACCUGGCCGGCUCCUUCACCUGCGAGUGCUCUCACGGCAGUAAGCUGGACUCCACCAACACCAUCUGCGUGGACAGUAUGAAAGGUACCUGCUGGUUGAAUAUCCAAGAUGGCCGGUGUGAGAUGAACAUCAAUGGGGCCACGCUGAAGUCGGAGUGCUGCGCCACUCUGGGUGCUGCCUGGGGAAGCCCGUGUGAACGCUGUGAACUGGACGCAGCCUGUCCACGUGGUCUUGCUCGAAUGAAGGGGCUUAUAUGUGAAGACAUCAACGAGUGUGAGGUGUUCCCCGGCGUGUGCAUCAACGGCCGCUGCGUGAACACGCACGGCUCGUUCCGCUGCGAGUGCUCUGAAGGUCUCACGCUGGACGAAGGGGGCCGCACCUGUGUAGACGUGCGCAGCGAGCAGUGCUACAUGAAGUGGGACGAGGACGAGUGCGGUGAGCCGUUACCAGGUCGGUACCGGGUGGACAUGUGCUGCUGCUCAGUGGGCGCGGCAUGGGGCGUGGACUGCGAGGCCUGCCCCUCACCCGCAUCGCCCGAAUACAAGAGCAUCUGCCCGCGCGGCCCUGGCUUUGCCAACAAGGGGGACAUCCUCACCGGGAGACCCUUCUAUAAAGAUGUGAAUGAGUGUAAGGUAUUUAAGGGCCUCUGUACCCAUGGAACGUGCCGGAACACCAUCGGCAGCUUCAAGUGCCGCUGUAACAGCGGUUUUGCCCUGACCAUGGAGGAGAGGAAUUGCACAGACAUAGACGAGUGUGCCAUCUCUCCAGACCUGUGUGGUCAGGGUACUUGUGUGAACACGCCGGGAAGCUUUGAGUGCGAGUGCUUUGAUGGCUAUGAGAGUGGCUUUAUGAUGAUGAAGAACUGCAUGGACGUUGACGAAUGCGAGAGGGAUCCCCUCCUGUGCCGCGGGGGCACGUGCCUCAACACGGAGGGCAGUUAUGAGUGCGAUUGUCCCCGGGGUCACCAGCUAAGCCCCGAGGGUUCUUCCUGUGAAGACGUGAACGAGUGUGAGCUGAGCGACACCCUCUGCAGGAACGGCCAGUGUGUCAACACGCUGGGCUCCUACCAGUGCUCAUGCGACACGGGCUACCAGGUCACCCCGGACAGGCAGGGCUGCGUGGACAUCGAUGAGUGCACGAUCAUGAACGGAGGCUGUGACACACACUGCACCAACUCCGAGGGCAGCUAUGAAUGCAGCUGCAGUGAGGGAUACGCUCUGAUGCCUGACCUCAGGACCUGCGCGGACAUUGAUGAAUGUGAAGACACCCCUGAUAUCUGUGACGGUGGUCAGUGCAGUAAUAUUCCCGGGGAGUACCGAUGCCUGUGCUACGAUGGCUUCAUGGCCUCCAUGGAUAUGCGCACCUGCAUGGAUGUCAACGAGUGCGACCUGAACCCCAACAUCUGUCUGCACGGGGACUGUGAAAACACCAAGGGCUCCUUCGUCUGUCAUUGCCAGCUGGGUUACUUCGUCAAGAAGGGCUCCACAGGCUGUACAGAUGUGGACGAGUGCGAGGUCGGCGCUCAUAACUGCGACGUGCAUGCCUCCUGCGUCAACGUUCCCGGGAGCUUCAAAUGCCGCUGUAGUGACGGAUGGGGCGGGGAUGGGAUCGGAUGCACGGAUUUGGACGAGUGCUCCAUGGAGGAGCACAGCUGCAACACCAACGCCAACUGCAUGAACACUCCCGGCUCCUACCGCUGCGCCUGCAGGGAGGGCUUCAAAGGGGACGGCUUCUCCUGCUCUGACGUGGACGAGUGUGCCGAGAACGUGAACCUGUGCGAGAACGGGCAGUGUCUGAACGCCCCCGGAGCCUACCGCUGUGAGUGUGAGAUGGGCUUCACACCUACUGAAGACAGCAGAGCCUGCCAAGACAUCGACGAGUGCAACUUUCAGAACAUCUGUGUCUUCGGAACGUGCCAGAAUCUCCCUGGAAUGUUCCGCUGUGUGUGUGACGAUGGCUAUGAGCUAGAUCGCAGUGGAGGCAACUGCACAGACAUCAACGAAUGCGCCGACCCGGUGAACUGCAUCAACGGCCUGUGUGUGAACAUGCCGGGCAGCUACAUGUGCAACUGCCCUGCGGACUUCGAGCUGAACCCAACAGGAGUGGGCUGUGUGGACACCCGAGUGGGGAACUGUUUCCUGGACAUCCUGGACCGCGGUGACGGGGGCAUCUCCUGCAGCGCUGAGGUUGGCGUGGGCGUGACCCGAGCGUCCUGCUGCUGCUCCCAGGGCACAGCCUGGGGGAACCCUUGUGAACUUUGCCCCCUCGUCAACACCACGGAGUAUAAAACUCUGUGUCCUGGCGGAGAAGGUUUCAGGCCUAACCCCAUUACAGUCAUCCUGGAGGACAUAGAUGAAUGUCAGGAGCUGCCUGGCCUGUGCCAAGGGGGCAACUGUGUCAAUACGUUUGGCAGCUUCCAGUGCGAAUGCCCGGCUGGCUACUACCUCAACGAGGAGACUCGCAUCUGCGAAGAUAUCGAUGAGUGCACCACUCACAUCGGCAUCUGCGGCCCGGGAACCUGCUACAACACGCUGGGCAACUACACAUGCGUCUGCCCCCCGGAGUACAUGCAGGUCAACGGGGGCAACAACUGCAUGGACAUGAGGAAGAGCGUGUGCUACCGGAACUUCAACGACACGUGCGAGAAUGAGCUCUCCUUCAACAUGACCAAGAAGAUGUGCUGCUGUGCCUACAACGUGGGCAAGGCCUGGAACAAGCCCUGCGAGGCCUGCCCCACCCCCGCUACCUCUGAGUACCAGCUGCUGUGUGGAAACCAGGCCCCAGGGUUCAUCAUUGACAUCCACACAGGCAAGCCCAUCGAUAUCGACGAGUGUCGGGAGAUACCAGGGAUCUGUGCCAACGGAGUGUGUAUCAAUCAGAUUGGAAGCUUCCGGUGUGAAUGCCCAAUGGGCUUCAGUUACAACAACAUUCUGCUGAUUUGUGAAGACAUCGACGAGUGUAACAGCGGGGACAACCUUUGUCAGCGUAAUGCCAACUGCAUCAACAUUCCCGGCAGCUUCCGGUGCGAGUGCUCCCCCGGCUUCAAGCUCUCCCCGAGCGGUGCCUGCGUGGACCGCAACGAGUGUCGGGAAAUCCUCAAUGUGUGUAGCCAUGGUGAUUGUAUCGACAUACAGGGCAGCUACCGUUGUCAUUGCCACAACGGCUUCAAGGCGACAGCCAGCCAGACCAUGUGCAUGGACAUUGAUGAGUGUGAGAGGCAGCCGUGUGGUAAUGGCACGUGUAAGAACACAGUGGGCUCCUACAACUGCCUCUGCUUCCCUGGUUUCGAGCUCACGCACAACAACGACUGUAUGGAUGUGGACGAGUGUGUAACCCUGGCGGGCCAGCUGUGUAGACACGGCCAGUGCGUCAACAGCGUGGGCUCCUUCCAGUGCCUGUGUCUGGAGGGCUACGAGCUCACCCCCGACGGCAAGCACUGCGUGGACGUCAACGAGUGCGUGACGUUUCCGGGCACCUGCUUCCCGGGCACUUGUCAGAACCUGGACGGCUCGUUCCGCUGCAUCUGCCCUCCGGGCUACGCUCUGGAGAACGACCAGUGCAUUGACAUUAAUGAGUGUGAGGUCGAGCCCAACAUCUGCCAGUUUGGCACUUGCAUUAACACACCAGGGAGCUUCCAGUGUGUCUGCCAGCCGGGCUUCGUUCUAUCUGAUAACGGGCGCCGCUGUUUCGAUACACGCGAGAAUUUCUGCUUCACCCGCUUUGAGGCCGGCAAGUGCUCGGUGCCCAAAGCUCUGAACACCACCAAAGCCAAGUGCUGCUGCAGCAAGAUGCCUGGGGAAGGCUGGGGUGACCCCUGCGAACUCUGCCCCCGAGAGUCUGAGGCUGCGUUUGAUAUACUGUGCCCAUAUGGUCAUGGCACACUGCCAAGCCCAGGAGACGGGAGGGAGGAUAUGAACGAGUGUCUGGACAACCCUGGGAUCUGCGUAAACGGCGUGUGCAUCAACACGGACGGCUCGUUCCGCUGCGAGUGCCCCUUCGGCUACAGUCUGGACUACACCGGCGUCAACUGUGUGGACACGGACGAGUGUUCGAUCGGGAACCCCUGCGGUAACGGCACCUGCACCAACGUGGUGGGAGGAUUUGAGUGCUCCUGUCAGGAGGGGUUGGAACCUGGCCCCAUGAUGAGCUGUGAAGACAUCAACGAGUGUGCUCUGAACCCUCUGCUGUGUGCGUUCCGCUGUGUGAACACCUUCGGCUCGUACGAGUGCACGUGUCCCGCCGGCUACGUGCUGCGUGAGGAUCAGAGGAUGUGUCGAGACCAGGACGAGUGUUCAGACGGGCUCGAUGACUGUGAAAGCAGGGCCAUGAUCUGCAAGAAUCUCAUCGGUACCUUCAUGUGUAUCUGUCCUCCGGGCAUGACCCGCCGCCCUGAUGGGGAGGGCUGUAUGGACCUGAACGAGUGUCGCACCAAGCCUGGCAUCUGUAAGAACGGCCGCUGCGUGAACACGGUGGGCAGCUACCGCUGUGAGUGCAGCGAGGGCUUCGAGCCCAGCGUCACAGGCACCGAGUGUAUCGAUAACCGCCGGGGCUUCUGCUUCACGGAGGUACUGCAGAUCAUGUGCCAGCAGACAUCCACCAACCGUAACAGCGUGACCAAGUCCGAAUGCUGUUGUAAUGGCGGGAGGGGCUGGGGCCCGCAGUGCGAGCUCUGCCCCCUGCCCGGCACCGUCCUCUACAAGAAGAUGUGCCCGCAUGGGCCGGGCUUCACCACCGACGGCAGGGAUAUUAAGGAGUGUCACGUGUUGCCCAACCUGUGUAAGAAUGGUCAGUGCAUCAACACUGUGGGCUCUUUCCACUGCCGCUGUAACGUGGGCUACACCACCGACUUCAGCGGCACCUCCUGUGUGGAUUUGGACGAAUGCGCCCAGUCUCCCAAACCAUGUAACUUCCUGUGUAAGAACACGGAAGGUAGCUACCUGUGCUCCUGCCCCCGGGGGUACAUCCUGCAACCCGACGGAAAGACCUGCAAAGACCUGGAUGAGUGCUCCACUAAACAGCACAACUGCCAGUUCCUGUGUGUGAACACCAUCGGCGGUUUCACCUGCAAGUGCCCACCUGGAUUCACCCAGCAUCAGUCGGCGUGCAUCGAUAACAACGAGUGCAGCUCCCAGCCGAGCAUGUGCGGCUCCCGCGCAUCCUGCCUCAACAGCCCUGGAAGCUUCAGUUGUGAGUGUCAGAAGGGAUUCUCCCUGGACAGCACGGGACUGGAGUGCGAAGAUGUUGACGAGUGCGGCGGGAACCACAGAUGCCAACAUGGCUGCCAGAACAUGCUGGGAGGUUUCCGCUGUGGCUGCCCACAGGGUUACGUACAGCACUACCAGUGGAACCAGUGUGUGGACGAGAAUGAGUGUGCGGGCAACCAGCUGUGCGGCUCCGCGUCCUGCUACAACACCCUGGGCAGCUACAAGUGCAUGUGCCCGUCCGGCUUUGACUUCCAGCAGACGGCGGGCGGCUGCCAGGACGUGAACGAAUGUGCCGCGGGCGGCAACCCGUGCUCGUAUGGCUGUUCCAACACUGAAGGGGGCUACCUGUGCGCCUGCCCGGGAGGCUUUUACAGGGCAGGCCAGGGGCACUGCGUAACGGGAGUGGGAUUUUCUGGCCAGUUCGGCUCAGAGGGCGAGGACGAGAGCGCCCUCUCGCCUGAAGCCUGCUACGAGUGCAAGAUCAACGGCGACGCAGGCAAGAUCGGCCGUCAACGCCGCGGGGCGCCGGAGAACCAGCUCCAGGAGUCGGCGAGCCUGGCCAGCGUGGACACCCAGAGCUCCAUCCCCAUGAACGUGUCUCUGGCGUCGCUGCAGAACAAGGAGUCGCUGAUGGAGUUCCUGCCGGCGCUGGAGCCGCUGGAGCACCACGUGCGCUACGUCAUCACGCACGGCAACCAGGGCGAACACUUCCGCCUGCUGGAGCGCAGGGACGGUAAGAGCGUGCUGCGUCUGGGCCGCCGGCCGCCGGCGCCGGGCUCCUACCGCCUGGAGAUUGCCUCGCUGCCCCUGUUCGGCCCACGGCGACUGCGCCAGCUGGAGGACCGGCACGAUGACGACUACCUGCUCGGGGAGAUUGGGGACCCACUGCGCAUCAAGCUGCACAUCCACCUGCACUGAGCGCUGUACACCCCCUCCCCCACCCCGAGACUGCCUAACCUUUGACCCCAGGCCUCUGACCCCUGUCCCAAUGCUAUAGAGCUUUGUGCCGAGGAAACUGUCGUAACACCCACACACACACACGCAAACACAGAUUUCUCUUUCCUCAGUCUUUCCAGGUGUAGUCUUUUUCUUUCCUCCAGCUUUAGGCCAAAGCAUUGUGGGACAGCUAGGAGGCUCCUGUCCACCUUCCUAAUAACACAGGCAUGGAAAGGGCGCACAUAAGCAACUCCAGGCGGAGUGACAAUCACGAACCGUUAUUGAAACUAGCCAUUAAGGUUAAUGAACGCAGUCAUGCCAUUAGCAAAAGCUCUAAACGGUCAGAAUUACCCAAGGACUGAAUGUGAUGUGUAAAUCUUCAGCGCUUCUUCUCUGUAAUUUAUCCAAUAUUUCACGUAGAAUCUAAUGUAGUGACUAUAUCAGCCUGAAAUUUCACAUAAAGCUAAUUAUGUCUCAUAUAAUAUUAAAAACUAUAUCAAUUGCAGCAUAUAUUUUCAAAGAUGGCCCAAACAACCACUGAUCUUUCUGUAUUCUCAGUGUACGCUGGGGUCAGACGGUGUUUCAUUCAGUAUCGAGUCACCUCCAGUGCAUCGUACUGCUUGAAAAGAAAAGUCACACAAAGGACUGUAAGAACAACCACAACAUUUCAGGUCAACUGGGAGUUGACUGGGCCUCAGGUCAGGCGGGCCCUAGAGGGCCUCGGGCCCAGCCCUGGGGAGGCCAAGCACUGCACAGGGUUCGGGUUCCGUUCUUCAAAAACGCCUCUGAUCUCUACUCCCUGGGUGCCUAUCACGGCUUUUCAACAGCCAAUCCGAUCGUGCGGCGCGCGCACUCCCCAGGGUUGGUCCUGAAAAUGUUCCACCUUCAUCAUACACUGUCCCAAGACCUCGUAGCCAUGCUCCGAGUAACCCCCCUCCCACCCGCACAUGCGCGCCCACACACUCGAGGCUGUUAAGAGAAGCUUGGCGCGACGUAAACGCAGGGUCCCCGGACCUGCCGUUGGCAUCCGAUUAGGGAGACGGACGAUCCAGACGGGCGUGCGCGGUGUGCGCUCGGACGUUUUAAGCUCACUGCUUUUACCGCCUGCAGCCUCCAAACAGCCAGCAGUGACCCACGGCAACCUGGGUUCCAACACACGUCCCAGAUGCUGUCCGACCCGAGCGAGGGUUCAGCCUCGCUGACAGUAGGCCCUGAUAGGUCAACUCCCAAAUUAGUUUUUCUCUUUUUUCUUGAGGAAAAAAAGGUGCUAUAUAACUCCAACACUUUCGCUGUACUAGAGAAACUCAGUCUUUAUCCACAGAUUGCAAUUGUGAUUUUUUUUUUCUUUCAACCUUCAGUUUUGUUCUGUGUUUGUUUGUCUUUUGUACUGUCUCAGUGCUGAAAACCAAUAUUAUCAAACUUGCUUUUUGAAAAUUAAAUUGUAUAUUUUAAAGUGAAAUGUAGAUUUUUUUUUUUUUUGUGUUUUGUCAAUGUUGUUUCAAGAGCGUCAAGGCUGUCGAACCAAAUACAUGCAAAAAUAGACUCAAAAGUGCUGUUGACUUUCCUCUGAAAAGAGUCACCGUUGACUGGAGUGAUCUCUCACUGUUUACAUGACACUAUCCUCUGUCACUCACUGCAGUAAUACUGCUGCUCUAUUAGCAAGAAGUGGGUUGUGUUAUCAGGGAGCUACACUUUCAGAGCCAAUCUGGACAGGAGCACCCGACAGGAGCAUCCCUCAGAAUUCUGGUGCAAACCGACCAUCUCGGCCACAUCUCAAUGUCGGUUCGUUCAUCUCUGGUGCUAAAACAACGCGAUCGUGGUUUUUGUUAUGAACAUCAAAGUUACUGCACUGUAAAAACAGCCUGAGCUAUAUUUAUGCAUAACCAUUUGUCUAACAUGGGAACUUUGUAUACAUUUGUAUCUUUUUUAAAAAUGUUUUUAAUCGUAAUUUUAUUUGCCACUACAUGUAAAAGAGCGAAUGUGUGUGUAUGUGUGUGUGUGCGUGUGUGUGUGUGUGUGUGUGUAUACUGUAUUUAGGCAUCGUCUGCGAACUUGAAAUAUCUCUGGCCUCACAUUUGUAACGCUGAACGGGGGUGAAGCCCCUCUGAACUGAAGACCUAUCAGUCCCAAAAUGGCCCCCCACUUUCUCACAGGGGCUCCACAGUUCUUUUAUGAGCCAUAAAUGAUCGAGGAAACGGCAUAUCUGAGUGUCCAGCAGACAAUAACCUGGAAAAAUAAAUAGAUUCUCAGAACAUGUUCAGUUUUUGAUUGAACGGCUACAUCUGUCAUGCAACAUUUUUUUGUUUGUUUUUUUGUAUACUUCUGUACGAAACAUCAAAUGGCAAUAAAACCUGAUGGGUUACGUUUUUAAA
Messenger RNA from Electrophorus electricus (electric eel), 11297 nucleotides. RefSeq names its product fibrillin 3 (gene fbn3). NCBI's taxonomy places the organism in Eukaryota, Metazoa, Chordata, Actinopteri, Gymnotiformes, Gymnotidae. The record is from RefSeq and is a predicted model, not a curated record. Gene Ontology annotation, molecular function: calcium ion binding.